AUGACACAAAAUCAAAAAGAACAAUACAAGUACUUCGGAGACAAUAACAGACGCUGUUCUCGAAAAAAAGAGUACGAAACUUAUCAGAUAAAUAAAGUUCGAGUCAACGUUUUUAAGAAUCAAAGAAAUAACUGGAUGCAAGAAAAUACGGAGAAAGGCAAGAAAGUUAAUCAGGCAAAGCCUCUUCUCCGUAUUCGUCACGAUUCACAGCGACAUCUUCAAAAUUUAAAAAUCUAA
Caenorhabditis briggsae is the source of this 237-nucleotide messenger RNA. Lineage: Eukaryota; Metazoa; Nematoda; Chromadorea; Rhabditida; Rhabditidae. The transcript has 5 exons. The coding region runs from base 1 to 237 and encodes 78 amino acids. The record is from RefSeq and is a predicted model, not a curated record.